Molecule: messenger RNA, 483 nt
Organism: Protopolystoma xenopodis
Lineage: Eukaryota; Metazoa; Platyhelminthes; Monogenea; Polystomatidea; Polystomatidae
Source: the annotation of a GenBank genome assembly
AUGAUGUCCAAUCACUAUUACGAUGGCGCGAUUACAAAUGAAUCAGUUAGGAAUGUGGAUAUAUUGAUUCGGAAAGACUAUCCAUCCCCAGAUUCCUGCGCUCCACCAGUUGAUAUGCUUAUACGCCAUAACAAAAUUCAUCAAUUGUCCUGUCACUUGGCUGACCAAGAUUCUUCGGAUAGUCCUCAUCCCAAACCCCUUCAUCUCAAUCCGGGUCAACUGCCCCAGUGCCCUUUCACAGGGAAAUCGACCUCUUUUUCCUUUACUAAAAACCCCUUGCCACCACCUCGCUCCACUUCAACACGUGAAGCAGGCGCAAUCUCGACAGAGGGGCUCGGGGAUCUAGUAGAAGGUAUUGAAAACUCCUUAGAAUCACUCUACGAGGCUGUGGAUGAGAUGGCACAUCUUCGACAUCAGCUGGAAUCAACAGGGGAAAUCAAGGCUGUGAAUGGUCUGAUGCAAUGGCUCUAUCAGUCAUAUUGA